GUGGGCUAGGCAUGCCUUUCUCCCUCUCCCACUGCCCCCCAACUGCCCAGAAUUGCUCUGGCGGGCAGAAGUGGGGGUGGAGAAUUUGCCUAUAAAUACAGUGGCAGUGUUACCCCGCGCUUCCCCUUCUCUUUGUCUCCGGACGACCCCCCUGCUGUGGCUGGGAGGGUCUCCUAGAUGUCUCCCAUUCUGUCCUGGGGCCUCCUUCCCUGGACCCCUUGCAGUCUGUCUUUCUUGAGAGUAAUGUCUUGACAGCCUCCCUCCCUCCACUCUAUUCCAAGGUGUUGGUACUUGGAGAAGGAGCCUAGAGCCAGCCUUGCUGCAGCUGCUUGGUGGAAGGAUUUCCCCCAGGGGGGGGGUCCCUGGUAUGGGGUUGGAGCUGUAUGUAAGACACCCCAGGCCAGGAGCAUGGACCACUCCAAAACCAGCCCUUCCCAAGACAGUGGGUUUGGGGCAGCAGACCCUGAAGAACGUGGCUCCUGGUCGGAGGAACUGUGGUGUGUCUGGUGGGAGACCCAGGGUGACACUCCCCGGCCCCCCCACCCCCUACCCUGGCAUCAUGCAUCGAACCACACGGAUCAAAAUCACGGAGCUGAACCCUCACCUCAUGUGUGCCCUCUGCGGCGGGUAUUUCAUUGAUGCCACUACCAUCGUGGAGUGCCUGCAUUCCUUCUGCAAAACCUGCAUCGUGCGCUACCUGGAGACCAACAAGUACUGCCCCAUGUGCGACGUGCAGGUCCACAAGACCAGACCCCUGCUGAGCAUCAGAUCUGACAAAACCCUCCAAGACAUCGUGUACAAGUUGGUUCCUGGGCUUUUUAAAGAUGAGAUGAAAAGGCGCCGGGAUUUCUACGCAGCUUACCCCGUGACCGAGGAGCUCACUCCUUCUGCAGUCCCGAACGGCUCCAACGAGGACCGAGGGGAGGUCCUGGAGCAGGAGAAGGGGGCCCUGAGCGACGACGGGAUUGUCAGCCUCUCCAUCGAGUUCUACGAGGGUGUCAGGGACCGAGAGGAGAAGAGGGGUCCCCUGGAGAACGGGGAUGGGGACAAGGAGAAGACAGGAGUGCGCUUCCUGCGCUGCCCGGCAGCCAUGACAGUCAUGCAUCUCGCCAAGUUCCUCCGAAACAAGAUGGACGUGCCCGGCAAGUACAAGGUGGAGGUUCUCUACGAGGACGAGCCCCUGAAGGAGUACUACACCCUCAUGGACAUAGCUUACAUCUACCCUUGGAGGCGGGUGAGCCCAGCGGGGAGUGCCCUGUAG
Messenger RNA from Echinops telfairi (small Madagascar hedgehog), 1261 nucleotides. RefSeq names its product polycomb group ring finger 2 (gene PCGF2). The transcript has 10 exons. Gene Ontology annotation, biological process: negative regulation of transcription by RNA polymerase II. Gene Ontology annotation, cellular component: PRC1 complex. NCBI's taxonomy places the organism in Eukaryota, Metazoa, Chordata, Mammalia, Afrosoricida, Tenrecidae. Gene Ontology annotation, molecular function: promoter-specific chromatin binding. Bases 368 to 1261 code for a protein of 297 amino acids. The record is from RefSeq and is a predicted model, not a curated record.